Molecule: messenger RNA, 8265 nt
Organism: Momordica charantia (bitter melon)
Lineage: Eukaryota; Viridiplantae; Streptophyta; Magnoliopsida; Cucurbitales; Cucurbitaceae
Product: P-loop containing nucleoside triphosphate hydrolases superfamily protein
Molecular function (GO): helicase activity
Source: RefSeq, a predicted model, not a curated record
CUAGGUCAUGAUAUGUAUUAUAUUAAUCAGUGCCUCCGUGAGAGAGUUUUUCCCGCGCUCAAAACCACCAAGUGCGACGGCGAGUCGUUGCACAGUCAUCGCCCUACCGCCGCCGCCGCCAGUCACCGGAGUUGGUGGCAGCCGGAUUAAUCCUCUCCCCAAUCCCUUCUCUUCUCUCAGUCUCUACCCAAUCAUCGACGACGAUGCAUUGCCUUCCAUGCAUUCUACUGCUACUAUUCUCGCCGCUGUUCACUCUUUGCUUCCCAUUUCCCUAAUCACUUCCAAUUUUUCUAAUUAUAAUUUCAAACGCCGUCUUCUGGAAAAUGACUGCGAGGGUUCCCACGAAGACGGAACUUUUGACCCGCUGGCGAGGCAUCGAGGAAGAAGAGGACACUGACGAUGGCUUACAACCUCAUCGUUUUCAGCAGCUUAAAGAGGAAUGGUUUGCAGAUGCUUUCAAUGUUCUGAUUAGUUUGCCCAAAGAAAGUCACAUUUGGUGUGGCUCUUGGGAUAUAAUGGGGCCUCUUCUGGAAACAUUUUACAAUUACUUCAAGGAUGAGGGUCACGACUCUCCUCUCAGGCGCCUAUGGAAGAGGAUCUCUAUGGAGAUGCAGCAUUGUAUCCAGUGCAUUUGUCAGCAUCAUCAAGCCAAAGAUAUGUAUAGUUUGGAGUAUGAGUUGAGUUCCAUCGGACCCCUUCUUGAUGUCUUGAGAAGACUCGAUGAGGAAAGGGUGACUCAGUAUUUGAGAGAUAUCAAUCACAGAAUAUCCCAGGGCGAAUAUGAUGUUGCACAGGAUAAUACCGAAGUUGUUAGUAUCAUAUAUGAGGUUUUGAUGUUUCCUGUCCUUCUGGAUGAUCAGUCAUUGUUCACUGAGUUUGGGAAGUUUAUUGAAGCUGUGGAUGAUAUUCACGAACUUGCUUUGGAUGGACAGCAACAGUUUCCGGGUGCUUAUGCUCUAUUCUUUUUCAAUAGAAGAGUACGUUCUGUAGGUCAUCGCUUAGCUGCAUCAAUGGGAAAAUUGAGGAUGGCAACUGAUUUGGAACCUUUGCAGCCUUUGCUUAAGAAAUUUAUAUGUUUUCUGGAGACAGAAGUUCUGCCAUCAACUUCUAAGAUGCUAAGGCCAAGAGUACAGCUAGAUCGUUUAUCUGUAUGGCUUGGGAUCAAGUCAUUGCUUGGAUUCUUGGAGCCUCCUGCAUUUGAAGAAGGGAUAUUGGAGCGUUAUCCCAUUUUUCUUGACAUCGUACUUAAUCAUAUAAGUAGUGAUUCACUUGAAUUCUCUCAUGCAGUUACAUGCUUAAGACUACUCUUUGAGAUGCUUGGCUGUAAGCUUUGGCUGAGGUCUACAUUGUCUCCUAGUGUGAUGCGUAACACUUUAUUGGGCCAGUGCUUCCACACUCGACAUGAGAAAAGUCAUAAAGACAUUUUUGAUCUUUUUCAGCCGUUUUUGCAGUCUCUUGAGGCUUUGCAAGAUGGGGAGCAUGAAAAGCAACGCAGACAUUUUCUUUAUUUCCUUCUUCAUCAAGUGCCAGUUAGCAGAAAUUUUAGCAUCCUAGCCAGGCAAAAGGCUUGUCAGAUAGCUCUUCAUAUUGUUCACCGAGGUUAUAAGAUGAAUCCGCCAUGCCCCCCUUUUGAGUGCGCGCAUAUGUGGGGCCCUUCUCUUGUGUCAACACUGAAGGAUUCUUCUCUUCACAGCUCACUCAGGCAACCAGCAUUUGAGCUUAUACAAUCUAUUAUUGUAUCAGAUGCUGCUGCAUUGAUACAAUCGAUGCUGGAUAGUUGUAUAGUACCACAUUCCAAUGACAGUAGCAUGAAUCAUAACUUCAAUGAUGCUGAAGAUGAGAGCAUACCUAUGUUUGCUCCCAAUGAAAUGGACGAUAAUUGUUGGGGAGGAUUCAGCAUACAGAGCAAUAUAGUUUCGACAGAAUUUAAACAGUGGAUGUGCAUUCCUAUGUUAUGGAUUGAUGUUCUAGUUGAAAUUGAUCCUUUGGUUCUACCAGUAUCAUUUUCUAAAGCUGUUUUCUGGGCUCGAUCCCGUUUUUCUAUGGUAGAAUCUGAAACCACUGCUGAAGGUGAACUUCCACUGAGAACUUGGAUAUCGUCGUCUUUGGAAAUUUCCAGUUCACUGGGAUGGAAGGUGCCAACUGGUUCUGAUGAUGGUGGGGAUGGGAAAGAAUCAAGAAACUCACUAAAAGUGUGCACAAUGUUGCUUCCUUUAAUAAAAACAUAUAACAGGUUGACUGCUCAUUUCUUACUUCUGUUGGGACAAGGAGAGCUGAAGAAGCAGUGGACUUGGGAGCCGAGAAUGGGGGAAAGUCUGAUCCUUUCACUUUUUGAUUCUAGUGAUAAUGUCAGGCAGUUUGGAAAGCAUGUAUUAGAACAAAUUUCAAACACGAAGGGUCUCUCUUGUGGUUUGGAGUUUCUCUGUUCUUCUGAGUAUUCAUUAUCUUCCAUCUUUCUGGGCAUGACACAUGCUUUGAAAUUGGUUCAAAUGGAUUCUAUUCUUUUAAAGUUUCAGAAUUUGCAUCAUUUGUUCUUCAUUCUUCGUAAGCUACUCCAGGAAGGUGAUUCACCUAAUUCGGCUUUGCCAAAAAGUUCAUCCAAUCAUACAGAUAUCCCAAAGACCUCUUCUGAAGGUGGAUUUCUUAGACAGCCGGUUCUUGACGCAUCAAUGCUGAAAUUUGGCGAAAAAUCUUCCAAAAUUAAUUCUAAAUUGCUCCAAAGGUUCAGUUAUUUACUAUCCAAAGCAGCAUGGCCUUCUAUAUGGAGGCUAUUGGUUGAAGGAAAGGAAUUUCUCGACUACAGUUUUUGUCAAAUGACUUGUGUCCGCUUACUUGAGAUCAUCCCCAUUGUUUUUGAACGAUUUAACCCAUCAUUUAUUGCACUGUCUGGUACAAAAAUGACAGUGAAAGACGGAAGUGGUUUCAAUUGGCUUCAUGAUCUAAUGGAUUGGGGAAAGUCAUCUCUAAAAGUUGUUCUCACUUACUGGAAACGUGCUGUAAUUUCAUUGCUGAAUUCCAUUAAGGGAUCAUGUAGUCUUUCUGCUGCAUCAACAAUUAGGGCUAUUGAAAACCUUAUUUCCUUAGAUGAUGCUGUGGUGGAUGAAUUAACAGAGAAGAUAGCACACCUCACUAUUUUAUUAUCCAAGACAGAAAAGCACCAUAUUGCCGAGACCAAUUUGGGGUCAAAUUCUUUAGUGCUUGAAGACUUUCCCUCUGGCUGCAAGUUCUUCACCUCAAAGUCAAAGUCUUUCCUUGUGGAGGAUGUAGAUCGGCGGACCUUGGCCACAAGGUUUGAGGCUGAGAAGGAAGAUAUUAGUGAAGUAAUUGUUCUUUCAGAUGAUGAAUCAAAAGAAUAUAUUUCACCCACCGUGGCCUUUCCAUCUGAAUCUGAUGCAGGUCAAUGCAUAUUGGUUGCUCCCAGUGGUGAUGAAAAUGAUGCCCAAGCUGAUUUUGGUAAAAAUAAAAUUUUGGUUGCCGAGGCUUCAAAAUAUGUAGUGGAGAAGAACAAUGAAAUAAAUGAUAAAGGUAGCUCUAUGCUUGCACUCAAAGAGCAGGCCUCUCGUGAUUCAAGAGCCAGACCAGCAACGUCAUCUGUCUUGAAAUCCAAGGAUGUGAAUGUUAAACCUAGAGAAAUGGAUUCUGCGUGCAUUCUAAAUGAUAGAAAUGAUUUGAAGGUCUUAUCUGAUGAAGCAACUGGUUACAAAAGCAAAAAUCAAUCUUGUGAAACUGCUGUUUCUGCAGGAGGCUAUGCUGUUUUGAAACAAGUAGUGUCUGAUGCUGCAGAUGAUCCAUUGGAACUUGAACUCAAUUCUUCCAGAAACAAGAAAACAAAUAUUGCAAAAUCAAUCUUCCCUGUUCCUAAGCGCAAAGUAAUCCAACUUAAAACGCCUGUUGAUAACAGAGCUAUCCACUUACAUAGGCAUAUGGUUGGUGCAAAAAGAUUUAAACCACCAAGGCUUGACGACUGGUAUAGAUCUAUAUUAGAGUUAGAUUACUUUGCCAUGGUUGGUUUGGCAUCCGUAAGUGAAGAUAAAAUUCGAACUGUUAGACACUUAAAAGAGGUUCCUGUAUGUUUCCAAUCAUCAGAACAGUAUGUGGAGAUUUUUCGGCCAUUGAUUUUGGAGGAGUUUAAAGCUCAGCUACAUAGCUCUUUUGUAGAGAUGUCUUCUUGGGAUGAGAUGUAUUUGGGCAGCAUAUCUGUGCUAUCAAUUGAGAGAGUCGAUGAUUUUCAUCUUGUUCGUUUUGCCUACGAUGAGAACAAUUCAGUGGCUUCUAAAAGCUUUUCUGAAAAUGACCUCCUUUUGCUAACCAAAGAGCUUCCACAAAAAUCUCCCCAGGGUGCACAUAUGGUCGGAAAGGUGGAUAGGCGCGAGAGAGACAAUAAAAGAAAAAUGGUUUUGCUCAUAAUUAGGUUCUAUUUGUUGAAUGGUUCUCCUCGACUACAUCAAGCUAGAAAGAACCUAAUUGAACGCAGUAAAUGGCACGCAAGUCGAAUAAUGAGCAUUACACCUCAGUUACGAGAAUUUCAGGCACUUUCAUCUAUAAAGGAUAUUCCCAUACUUCCAACGAUAUUGAAGCCUGAAGCUAAUACUAUUCCUCAGCAUGAAUCUAAAGUAGGUGAUCUAAGUAAACUGUCCCAACCAUUGCAACAGACAUUGAAAUCAUCCUUUAAUGUCAGUCAACUCCAGGCGAUAGAUAUUUCCACUGGAUCAGGAAAUAUGACAAAAGACCUUGAAUUAUCACUCAUUCAGGGUCCUCCAGGUACUGGGAAGACAAGAACAAUAUUGGCCAUUGUUAGUGCCUUGCUUGCUUCCACGUCACAAAGAACUAAUAAGGCUAAAUCUUCUGUUACUGGAAGCCUGAAACAAGAUAAUGUAUUGCAUUCUGAUUCAAGGCCACAUAUUAGCCAGACUGUUGCAGUUGCAAGGGCGUGGCAGAAUGCAGCAUUGGCUAGACAAUUGAAUGAGGACAAGCAACGGAGUUCAAAAUCAAUUGAUUGUGCCAUGAAAAGAAGGGUCCUUAUUUGUGCUCAAUCAAAUGCAGCAGUUGAUGAAUUGGUAUCCAGAAUUUCCAAUCUAGGUCUUUAUGACAGUGAUGGCAAGAUGUACAAGCCAUACCUUGUUCGAGUUGGAAAUGUUAAAACGGUUCAUCCAAAUUCACUGCCAUUCUUUAUUGAUACUCUUGUUGAUCAGCAGUUGGCUGAAGAGAGAAUGAGUUCUAAUGACGUGAAGAAUGACUUUGGGACAAACUCAUCAACAGAACUUCGUUGUAAUCUAGAAAAGUUGGUAGAUCGUAUCAAGUAUUAUGAAGUCAAAUGUGCUAACUUGAGGGAUGAAAAUCCAGACCUCAAAAGUUCUGUGGAAACCCACAAGGGGGAUGAUGAAAGGGAAAUGUCUUUAAAGGAAAUGGAGUUAAAGCUCCGAAAACUAUAUGAACAAAAGAAGCAAAUAUAUAAAGAUAUUAGUAUAGCUCAGGCAUUUGAGAAGAAAACUAACGAGGAAGUCAAAGCACUGAAGCACAAACUGCGAAAGUCAAUACUAAGGGAAGCUGAAAUAGUGGUAAGCACUUUAAGUGGAUGUGGAGGAGACCUCUAUGGAGUGUGUGCUGAAUCAAUGUUAAGUUGCAAGUUCGGAAGUCCAUCAGAAAAUACUUUAUUUGAUGCUGUUGUGAUUGAUGAAGCUGCUCAAGCUCUGGAACCUGCUACUUUAAUUCCUCUUCAGCUUUUAAAAUCAAAUGCGACCAGAUGCAUAAUGGUUGGGGAUCCAAAGCAGCUGCCUGCAACUGUUCUUUCUAACGUUGCAAGUAAGUUUCUAUAUGAAUGCAGUAUGUUUGAACGAUUACAAAGGGCUGGCCAUCCAGUUGUCAUGCUGACAAGACAGUAUAGGAUGCACCCAGAGAUCUGUCAAUUUCCAUCUCAGCAUUUUUAUGAUGGAAAAUUACUUAAUGGAGAUGGGAUGUCUGGAAAAACUGUACCAUUUCAUGAGACGAAAGGUUUGGGACCAUAUAUUUUCUUUGACAUCGUUGAUGGCAAGGAGCUUCGAGGUAAGAGUGGUGGUGCAUUUUCACUCUACAAUGUGCAUGAGGCCGAUGCUGCAGUUGAGCUAGUGAAGUUUUUCAAAAAGAGGCAUCCAACUGAAUUCUCUAGAGUAAGAAUCGGCAUCAUAACUCCUUAUAAGUGUCAACUUUCACUCCUGCGAUCCCGUUUCUCACACUCAUUUGGAGCUUCCUUGAUGAUUGACAUGGAAUUUAAUACUGUGGAUGGUUUCCAAGGUCGUGAGGUUGAUAUACUGAUACUGUCUACUGUCAGAGCAGCAGAUUCAAGUUCUACUUCUGGGAUGAACUCUAGUGGUAUAGGGUUUGUUGCUGAUGCUAGACGUAUGAAUGUUGCUUUGACAAGAGCAAAGCUCUCUCUUUGGGUUUUAGGAAAUUCGAGGACUUUGCAAGUGAACCCUGACUGGGCAGCUCUUAUGAGGGAUGCUAAAGAGAGAAAUUUGGUUGCAUCCGUAAAAGUUCCAUAUGAUUCGAUGUUCAAAACUGGUACUCUUAGAAGUUCUUAUCCACAGAUUAUGGCUAAUAAUUCAAGAAAUCUGAAGCAUGCUGAAAAUGUUCGUAGUGCAAGACACCAUGCAAGACCCAGUGGGAAAGAAACCUUUGAAAGUGAAGGAAAAGAUGUUGUCGCUGCUGCUCAGUGUACUAGAACUAGUGACGGUAAUCUUAUGGAAGCUAGAAAAGAUAUUCAUGGCUAUAAAAGUUGUGCUACAAGUCAGCAUAACGCCUCUGUUAAAAAGGAUUCUAUUCCUCCAGUUGCUGGCAGUAUCAACCGAUCCUCUAAAGCUGCAAAGGCUGCUGUUCUCGUGGAGCAUGGUGAAGAUUUCGGAAGUAAAAGUGGAAGGAUUGCUGAAAAGAAAUCCAACAUGGUAAACAUCAGCCGGGGUAAGAGGAAAGUGGACUGUGUAAAGUCAAGUAAUUUAGAACAUGCGGAACGAGGUAUGGUUGAUAAUCAUGCACUGCAGAUAUCACAUACCUCAAAAAGAUUGAAAGAAUCACCUGAGUGUGAUACUAUUCGUAUUAAUCAGGAAGCUUUAGCUCCCCCAAUUGAAGCAAGCUCUAAGGAGGAACAUAGUAAUAGUAUUGCAUUAAGUCAAUCUGACACUGCAAAAGAAUCGAUAGUGAAAAGGAAACAACAACGUGAAGCCGUUGACGCUAUCCUUUUCUCAUCACUAAUUCCUUCAAAGAAGUCUGAAAUGUCAACGAAACACACCUCAGACAAAAGGCCUCAUUCAUUUUCAAAUGUUCAUGGUGGCAUGAAACCUCCAAAGGGAAGAAAAGGUUGAUGUCUAUACACUUCGGGUUUAAUUCAUCUCUAAUUCAAUUUUGGAGCAUUGUUGGUUAGAUAUGUCAUUCGUGCACCUCCUUCUGUAUACUUGUAGAUUUUUUUCAAUAUUUUGUCAUUAAUCUUGUACACCCCCCACCCCCGACAAACACAUUCACAAAGCCCUGGGCCGGUGUGUGGGAGUUCCAUGGCAAGGAAAUUUGAGCGGGCAAGUUACUGUACAUAUCUUAGCAGAUCACUAGGUUUCUUUUUAAAAUUGAGGUUCACUUAGAAAUUGAUGUUUCUCUUUGAAUUUUUGUGCUACCAUGGUCUGAUUAUAAUAUAAACUUUAGGAUGCUGGGGGGUGGAGGGUGGAGGUUGUACAGAAGGUGUGAAUUAAAUUAUCUCUCAUUUAUAGUCAUUAAUGAAGCUUUGUUUGUCAAUAUGCUCAUCCUCUGAAAGUGGAUUGUUGGAGGAUGGAUGCAUCGAAGCAGCAUUAAUAGCCAGAAUCUGUAAGGUCAUUGGCAUUGUGGUAUAGCAGGAAUUGAGGAGUCUCAUAAUCUGUUUUUGUACUGUCCUGAACUGAUUCAGAUUAUGAUGGAUAUAGUUGACAUUGCAACUUUCUGCUUACAUUAUGGAGGAGAUUCAUGGUUGUCAGAACAUUGUGCAUCCUUCUGAUGCAAAUUACUAUUAGACAAGUUGUAACAUGUGCCUCGAAAAUUUAGCUGGCGUCCUCACCAGUGGCUACAAAUUCUUAAUUUUUGCUUGUAGAUAUUAAGAAAAUAUCAUGGUUUCUAGAUAUUUCCAAUGUAAAGCUUGGCUUGUAUGAAUUCCACUUGCAAGUUGCAAGAAGAAUGGCAUGGCUGCAUGUGGCAACAACUAUUAUUUGGUGGUUCAUAGAAUUAACUAAGUGAAGUAAUUUUUAAAUUUAGUCACGUGCCUGUAAUCACAUA